AUGGCUCCGGAGCUGUUUUAAGAUGAUGGUGUUUACAGUUUCUAUUCAGAUAUUUGGGCUCUUGGUUGUGUACUUUAUGAACUUGCAUCAGGAAAGCCUCCCUUUUCAGCAACAGGCUUAAAAGAUCUUAUAUCAUAGAUUUGCGAAUCUGAAACACCAAAAGUUGAGGGAUUCUCUCCAGUUUUCAAUGAUUUGUUAGCUAGACUGCUAGAAAAAGAUCCUGUCAAAAGAAUAUAUUGGGAACACUUAAGAAAGCAUCCCUUCUGGUCUAAAGAGAUCAAUCAAAGAAAUCUGCCCAAACAGCCAUAAUUUGACCAAUACCUGACUGGUAGAAAUAUCAAUGUAGAUGAGUUUUAUCUUUAAUAGGAGAGGAAUGCUUAUUUUGUUCCGAAUGUGCAUUACAAGGUUCCAAAAAAGGUUGACCCCGUAAGAAUUAGUUAGAAUGUGAAAAAGAAUCUCUUAAAAGAUAACUCCUCUGUUUAUUAGAAAUAAGAGGAGGAAAUUGGAGCAGCAAUGGAUGUAAAUUUGAUAAGUAAAGAUAUGGAGUUGAAUUUUUCAAACAAAAACGAUGAUGAGGACGAGACUGAUCUUAAAAAUGGACUCCUUGAUAAUGAAGAAAAUCAAGAAGAAGUAAAAGCUGAAAAAUUUAGUUUGGGGCCUGAAGAAUAAAAAGAUCUCAAGAUAGGAAAGAGAGAUCAGCCUCUAGCAAGCAGGCCAACAGCUGGAAGAGGAAAAUUACAAGAUAAUGAUCAAGAGUAGAUUAUACAGAAGCAAGAUUCAAAGAAACUAAAUCAAUAAAAUGAAAUCUAGUAAUAAUAGCCAUCACCUAGCAAUUAGCAAAGUAUACUUGAUUAAGUUCAACCAUCGGCUUAAGCUAAAGUACCUUUGAAAACAAUUGAUCAGCUAUUGAUUCAUAAUUCUGAUACAGCUGUCAAACCCAUUAUAGGCAAUAAAGAGAUUGAGAAGAUAGGAGAAUUAGUAUUCAAUGGUUAAUAACUUCCAUUUGAAGCUCUUAGUGUGGAUUAAGUUGCAGCUACAAUUAACUCUUCCACAAUUGAAAGUCAUUUGCAUGAGGUUUAUAAUGCAAUGGCUUCUAGUGGUACAGUCAAUGACAAGAUCAAUGUACUAUGCUACUUUGAAUCUAUCAUUCUUAAUUCUAAUGUAGCCAAUAUACUCAUAAAUUCAGCAUUUAUGGGUCUCUUACUAAAACUUAUGAAAAAUGUUAAGAGCCCUCAUCUUAAAAUCAGACUUUGCUCAAUUAUAGGUCAGCUUAUAAGACAUUCAACUGUUAUUGGUAAUGAAGUUGCUGAAAGUGGUUUGGCUUUGCUUCUAUGUGAGAUUUUGAAAGAUAAAAGCGAAAAAGUUAGAAGAAAAGCAGUUGCCUCACUUGGAGAAUUCUUGUUUUAUGCUGCAACUUAACUUGACGAUGAGCAGGUUGAAGCAGUCUGGGAAAUUCCACAAGGUGCAAUUUAAACUUUGAUCAAAUCUUUGAAUGUAAAUGAGGAUGAAGUGGUCAGGUUUUAUGCUUGCAAGACUAUUGAAAAUAUAACUGCUUAGUCAAUAAGUGCUGGAUGUAAUUUUGCCUCUCUUGAAGUGGCUACUCUCCUUCUGAACAUUUACCAUACAACUAAAAAUGAUCCGUUUAAAACAUCAGCUGCUGUUUCAAUUUCCCACAUCUGCAAAUUAAACACAACUCUGUUCCCAACCAUUUUUGAGUCAUUGACUUGCAAACAAUUUUCUUUAGCUUUACUAGAAGGAUCCUCUAGGAUAUAACAAGCAUUUAUAACUAUGCUUAAUAUAGCUCUUACACAGCCAUAUCCAAAGUUAAAUGAUACACUCUAAGAUGAUGAAAACUUCUUGAUUUCAAUAACUAAAAUGCUUGAAAACUAAUCUAUAGUUCUACGAGGAAAAGCUUUGCUAACUUUCUUGCUUCUUUUCAAGAUGAAUCCCUAAUGGUUCGUGAUUGUCAUUGAAAUGGAUUUCUAUAAAGGAGUGGACAAACUUUUAAGAGAUAGUUUCAAAUAUGUGUAAUGCUGUCUAAUUUGCCUCCUUGAAUCAGUAUCAUAGAUGGUUCCUUAACUUUUAUAAUAACUGACUGAUGCUUUCAAUAAAUUGAUUUCAGGCUAACCAAUACUAGAUGAUGAUAGGUCAAAGAGCUUGCAAAAGGUUCUUUAAGGAAGUAAGCAAGAAUUUUCAUCACUAAAAGGUGGACUUCUAAACAUUCUGACUAUUAUUGAGUUCAUUAAUUCUUCAGCUUUGAAAUCCAAGGUUUGUAAAUAAAACCUCAUCCAAACUUUAAGUUACAUGAUUGAGCACAGUGAAACAAUAAAAGGUAGCUAAGUUAUGGAUGAGUUUAGAAGAGCACUAUUUCUUGUAGCUGAAUCGAUAUCAAAGCAUAGUAAAAUACUGGUAGCCUAAAACAAGGAUAUUAUAGAAAACCUUUUACCAGUUUUAAUUAAGAAAAUAGACUCAGACUCAGCAGACGUAAGAUUUUUGUCAUUGAAACUAUUCUCUGAUUACAUUACCUAAUAUAUGAACGAGGAAAAGAUAUAUAACUGUGAAGAGAACAAUGAAACUACAAAGGCAAUAAAUGAACUCAUUCUUAAAAAGUUAUUUCCACACUAUGGUAUGAUUUUAGCAGAUAAGGACCCAAUGCCUCUUUAUGGUCUAAAAUUACUCCAAAUAAUUGUUGAAAGGAAUUCAGCGUUCAUCACUAUUCUCAAAAAGCUAAAGUUGAUCUCAGUAUUACUCGACUACUUUGCGAUUGGACAUCCAAAGUUCAAUGGAUUUAUUGUCAAAAUUGUAAAACUUAUUGUACAAUCAAGAGAAGUAGAGCUAGAUGAGUUAGUAAAGUUAAAUCUAAUUGAAAAAAUAAACUCGAUCAUGGCUCAUAUGAUGACUAAUAACCAAGAAUGGUGCUCUGACCUCUUGCUUGAAAUUAUGAAUGAAAUUUUGCACUAAGCUGCAGACUUAAAGAAGGCAGAUCCCCAAUCAGCACUUCCUUAAUAAGUUUUUGAUUCUCUUUUGAUAAACUUUAAGGCUUUCGUUAAACUAUUGAUUGCUAGUGACAACAUUGUUGAAAAAGCCAGUUAAAACAUUCUCGCAUUUAUUCACUUUACUAUGGUCUAAGGUAUCCAAAAGAACGCUGAUCUUCUUCAAAUAACUGAGGAUUAAUUACAAUUUUUCCUUCCCACAUUUAAGCUUGAUAAGCCCACAAUUUCAAAAAGCUUGAUCAAAUCCCUCUAUUGGGCAAUGACAUGUAAUGCUUUGAUUAACCCUAAUACAAUUUUAGAAAAUCUUAAGCUAAGUCCAGACAAUAACAAAGCAUUGGCAAAGAUAGCUGAGCAAUUAGUGACAUCAGAUGAUAAAUCAAUAAGUAACACAGCCAGGGAAGUUUUGAAGAUUUGUAAAUCUUGA
Messenger RNA from Stylonychia lemnae, 3417 nucleotides. Lineage: Eukaryota; Ciliophora; Spirotrichea; Sporadotrichida; Oxytrichidae. The record is from the annotation of a GenBank genome assembly.